CCUCCCCCUCCCAGCUGCUUGGAGGCCCCGAGGGCUCCCUGGAAGAGGUGACCGCUUUCACCUUGCUCUGCACCCCUGCCCCCUUUGGCCAGCCCUUCGAAAGACCGGGACACCGAGGUGUAUUCAGAGAGGGGGGGAUGCUGAUGACAUCUUCUAGGCCUGUCUCUUCCUUGGGCCCCCUGCCCCCAGCCAUGGGCCCCAGGAGCUCCCCAGGAGCAGCCAGGGCUAUCCCCCACCCCAGCACGUGGGGCUCAGCCAGCUGGGGGCCCGCCUGAGCCCAGCCUCCACCGUGUCCCAUGGAGGAGGAGGAGGACGGUGGGGAGGGCCCAGCCCUGCGGGGGACUGAAGAGUGGGGCCUGGGCCCCGACGUCCCUGCUGCUGCAGGGCCCCUGUGGACUGCUGUGUUUGACUAUGAGGCUGCGGGAGAGGAGGAGCUUACCCUCCGAAGGGGAGACCAGGUGCGGGUGCUGUCCCAGGACUGGGCUGUGUCCGGUGAUGAGGGCUGGUGGACUGGGCAGCUGCCCGGUGGGCGCGUGGGUGUCUUCCCCAGCAACUACGUGGUGGCUCCCGGCGUGGCAGCCCCUGCCCCCACCGGCCUCCCUCUGCCCCGGGAGAUCCCCUUUGGUGAGCUACAGCUCGAAGAAAUCAUUGGCGUCGGGGGCUUUGGGAAAGUCUACAGAGCCAGGUGGCAUGGUGAGGAGGUGGCCGUGAAGGCUGCCAGACUAGACCCAGAGAGGGACCCAGCGGUCACUGCAGAGCAGGUGGCCAGGGAGGCCCGGCUCUUCGGCGCCCUUUGCCAUCCAAACAUCAUCGCCUUGCGAGGCGCCUGCUUGCGGCCACCCCAUCUCUGCUUGGUCAUGGAGUAUGCCCGAGGAGGGCCUCUAAGCCGGGCCCUGGCCGGCCGCCGGGUACCCCCUCACGUGCUGGUCAACUGGGCCGUCCAAGUGGCUCGGGGCAUGGAGUACCUGCACAGUGGAGCACCGGUGCCCAUCAUCCACAGGGACCUCAAGUCCAUCAACAUCCUCAUCUUGGAUGCAUUCGAGAACGGGGACCUGUCAGACACCGUCCUCAAGAUCACGGACUUUGGCCUGGCCCGGGAGUGGCACAAGACGACCAAAAUGAGUGCAGCAGGGACAUAUGCCUGGAUGGCCCCCGAGGUCAUCCGCCUGUCCCUCUUCUCCAAGAGCAGUGAUGUCUGGAGCUUUGGGGUGCUGCUCUGGGAGCUGCUGACGGGGGAAGUGCCCUACCGGGAGAUCGAUGCGCUGGCUGUGGCCUAUGGGGUGGCCAUGAACAAGCUGAUGUUACCCAUCCCAUCGACCUGCCCCGAGCCCUUUGUGCACCUUCUGGAGGAGUGCUGGGACCCCGAGCCCCACCAGCGGCCCGACUUUGGCAGCAUCCUGAGCCGCCUGGAGGCCAUAGAGCAGUCGGCCCUGUUCCAGAUGCCGCUGGAAUCCUUCCACUCCCUGCAGGAGGACUGGAAACAAGAAAUUCAACACAUGUUUGAUGACCUUCGGACCAAGGAGAAGGAGCUCCGGAGCCGGGAGGAAGAACUCCUGAGAGCAGCGCAGGAGCAGAAGUGGCAGGAGGAGCAGCUUCGGCGGCGGGAGCAGGAGCUGGCUGAGCGCGAGAUGGACAUCGUGGGGCGCGAGCUGCACCUGCUCAUGGAUCAGCUGAGCCAGGAGCGGCCGCGUGUCAAGAAGCGUCGGGGCCACUUCAGGCGGAGCCGCCUCAAAUUGAGGGACAGCAACAAUAUCAGCCUGCCCUCAGGCUUUGAGCACAAGAUCACCGUCCAAGCCUCUCCAACGACUUUGGACAAGCGGAAAGGGCUGGGACCUGAAGGAGUCAGCCCCCCCGCCAGCCCCAGCAUCAUUCCUCGGCUCCGGGCCAUCCGCUUGACACCUAUGGAGAACACCAGCGGCCGCAGUGGGGCCCUGAAGAAGGAAGAACUCGUCGCCGGGAAGAAGAAGGGCCGGACAUGGGGUCCCAGCUCCACCCUGCAGAGAGAGCGGCUUGGCGGGGAAGAGAGGCUGAAGGCCCUAGGGGAGGGUAGCAAGCAGUGGUCCUCCAGUGCCCCGAACCUGGGCAAGUCUCCCAAACAUAUGCCCAUGGCCCCAGGCUUCUCCAGCCUCACAGAGAUGGAAGAGUUUUCAGAAGCUGAUGGGACCAGUGUGCCCCCCUCCCCCUACACUCCCCCAUCCUACCUCACCUUACCUCUGCCUGCCGAGGCCCCCGCCAGCCCCUGGGAGUCACCUCACCCUGCAACAGCCCCUCCAGGACGGGGUGGGGCCCCCCGGAAGCGGAGUGAGCUGGCACUGCUGAGGUGCGCCACCAUCCUGGGGGCCGUGGCCUUGGGCAGUGACGUGGCAGAGGCCCAAGCCUCUGAUGGAGAUGACGAGUCUCACUGGUGGAGGGAUGGACUUUUCCCCCGGAAUGCUCGUUUCCCCCGGGGACCCAGCCCACCUGGACGGAGGGCCCGCUGCCACGGGAGAGGGGCAGGGGAAGAGGCCCCCCCGCCCCCUGCCCCUGGCCUGGUGCCUUCAGCCACCAUCCUCUCCCUGUCCUCCCUUUCUGACUGCAACUCCACCCGAUCGCUGAUUCGCUCAGACAGUGACGAAGGGCCCCCGGCCAUGGGCGUAGGGACCUCCCCCCCAAGCACACCUGCCACCAAUCCCCUGGUGGACCUGGAGGUGGAGAGCUUCAAGAAGGACCCCCGCCAGUCGCUCACCCCCACCCAUGUCACCGCUGCCCGGGCUGUGAGCCGAGGGCAUCGCCGGACCCCGUCAGAUGGGGCCCUGAGGCAGCUGGUGCAGAGCCACCGACCAGGACCAGAGGUCCCCAGGGACCCCCUGGACUUUCCCCGCCUGCCUGACCCCCAGACAUUGUUUCCCCCUCGACGAAGGCCUCCUCCAGAGCCACCAGGCCGGCCCACCACUCUGACCUUUGCCCCUCGGCCAAGGCCAGCUGCCAGCCGGCCUCGGCUUGACCCUUGGAAGCUGGUCUCCUUCAAUAGAACAUUCAGCGGCUCCUCCCCUCCUGCACCCGGGACACCAGGCACCCCGGGGCCCCAGCCUAGCCUGCUUGACAUGGACACAGAAGGACAGAGCCAGGACAGCACAGUACCCCUAUGUGGGGUCGUGCCCACCUUCUCUGACCCUGAGGCUGAUGUCUCCCACUGAAUGUACAGCCCUGGCCUGAGGGUGCUGCCCCCAUGGGGCAGAGAGAGGCCCCUACAGGGACUGAUGCUAUGUUAUUUAUUGGGG
This is a messenger RNA of Vombatus ursinus (common wombat), 3260 nucleotides long. RefSeq names its product mitogen-activated protein kinase kinase kinase 10 (gene MAP3K10). Gene Ontology annotation, biological process: protein phosphorylation; positive regulation of apoptotic process. The record is from RefSeq and is a predicted model, not a curated record. Bases 297 to 3176 code for a protein of 959 amino acids. Gene Ontology annotation, molecular function: JUN kinase kinase kinase activity; ATP binding; protein binding. The transcript has 10 exons. Lineage: Eukaryota; Metazoa; Chordata; Mammalia; Diprotodontia; Vombatidae.